Capsella rubella is the source of this 755-nucleotide messenger RNA. Its product is annotated as phosphatidylinositol N-acetylglucosaminyltransferase subunit P. The transcript has 4 exons. Lineage: Eukaryota; Viridiplantae; Streptophyta; Magnoliopsida; Brassicales; Brassicaceae. Bases 152 to 673 code for a protein of 173 amino acids. The record is from RefSeq and is a predicted model, not a curated record.
AUAUAUUUGUUUGCGGCGGGUGGCUAGGGUUUCCCGUUUCCUGCCUUCACCUCUCCAGAUUUCGAGUGUGAAGAAGAAUCACUCCGAGCCAUGUCUCCGGCUAAAGUGAUUUUGCAGUGACUUCUCUCAAUCUCUUCCUUUGUACAGAAUAAUGGAUGAAGCCCAUUCAGUAAAUAGUCCAAGACGAGUUUUAAGCUUCUCAAAGAGAAAGAAGCAAAAGCCCGGUUUCCGGGAUUCAAACAGCAGAAGCAGAAGAUCAUCUCCUUUUAGUGCAUCAGAAGUGCAUGGACCCAAACCCUCAGAGGUGUAUGGUUUUGUUGGGUCUAUUUCGACUGUUGUUGCCACAGUCAUCUUCUUGAUAUGGGCGUAUGUACCAGAUAAACUGUUGGAGUCUAUAGGGAUCCAUUACUACCCAAGCCGGUACUGGGUAUUGGCUAUGCCAACAUAUUUGAUGUGGACUUUAAUGUUAACAUUGGUGUUUUAUAUUGGUCUCAACUUUAUCGCUACUCCACUUCCAACCUCUCUCAAUACCUUGUUUGAUGAGUACAGCAGAGAACCUGGGGAGCUUGAUCCUGGGAUGGAAGAAGGUGAAGACAGGCCUAUAGAUCCAAUUUCUGACAUAGAUAUUACAAGAAUUAAUGAUCUUAUGUUCAAUUCAUGUGAUGUCAAGUGAUGCUAUGUUUUGAGUAAUAAUCUUUUGUUUGAAUUCUAAACCAUCUUCAGCCAUUAAUAUAAUGGAUUAUGAUUGCCCCAAA